Cutaneotrichosporon oleaginosum is the source of this 3129-nucleotide messenger RNA. The record is from RefSeq and is a predicted model, not a curated record. NCBI's taxonomy places the organism in Eukaryota, Fungi, Basidiomycota, Tremellomycetes, Trichosporonales, Trichosporonaceae.
AUGCCUGCGGGCAAAUACUUCCAUGGCCGUCGGCAAGCCCCACCGCCAGUAUCUGCUAAGGAUGAAGAUGAGCUUCCGCUCUCUCAAGGGGCACCCCUGCCCCCACCGACCCAACUGGAUCGGCCCCGCGAGUGUGUAAACCGCUUCCAAACGCCGCCAUUCUCGGUGCUGUGUAGUGUCAUGGACCGACUGCGGACGGAAGAGGCGGGGAAGCGCAAGGACAUCCUCCUUCGAUUCAUGAAUCAGUGGCGAGUGAAGGUGGGGAAUGACCUGUAUCCUCUGAUUCGCCUCCUUCUGCCCGAUCGCGACCGAGAACGACCUGUUUAUAAUCUCAAGGAGGCCAUGCUUGCCAAGUGCUACAUCGAGGUGCUAGGUAUCGAUAAGCACUCUGAAUCUGCCCAGCGUCUUAUCAAGUGGAAGCAGCCCGUCGAGGGCCAGACGGAUGGUGGCGCCGGAGACUUCGCUCGCGUGUGCUACCACGAGAUCGCGGCACGAUCAACUGUCGAGGAAGGCAAGUUGUCAGUUGAGGCGGUGAACACCCUGCUCGACCGCCUAGCAGCAGGAAAGAUGAAGCAAGCCGAUUACGUGCCUAUCCUGCGUCGUAUCAAUGAACAGUGCACCCCCAGCGAGCAGGAGUGGAUCAUUCGCAUUAUUCUGAAAGACCUCCGCAUUUCGAUCCGUGAGAAAGGAGUGUUCUCUUGCUUCCAUCCCGACGCGGCAACGCUCUUCAACGUGUGCUCUGAUCUGAAGCGCGUCUGCUGGACAUUGUACAAGCCCGAGAUUCGUCUUGAAAAAAGUCAAGCGAAUAUCGAGCUAUUCCGAUGUUUCCUCCCGCAGCUGUGUCACCGGUCGCCAUCGUCUUCCCACGACACAAUUGCCAAGCUCGUCGGUGCCCCAAAUGCGGAGUUCAUCAUGGAGGAAAAGCUUGACGGUGAACGGAUCCAACUUCACAUGCGGGGUAGCGGGACCGAGUGGUUUUACUGCUCUCGCAAGGCAAAAGAUUACACGUACCUCUACGGCUCCCACAUUGGCGAGGGUAGUCUCACCCAAUACUUGGCAGGCGUGUUUCAGGACGAUGUUCGCAACAUUAUCCUCGAUGGCGAGAUGAUGGUGUGGGACCCGAUUCUGGAGAAAUAUUUGGCAUUUGGAACGCUGAAGACCGCGGCAAGUGAUCGAGUGGCCGACGACAUUUCCCCUCGCCCAUGCUUCAAGGUCUUUGACAUCUUGUAUCUCAACGACAGGUGUCUCACGGGAGCUCGUCUGUCAGAGCGAAAACGGUUGCUUAAAUCUGGGCGAAUCUUUCGGGAUAUCGACGACUAUAGAGGUCGCAUCGAGUUUGUUGACGAGGAAAGAGGCAAGACCGGCAAGGAUAUCCGGGCGACGCUCGAGCGCAUUCUGGAAUCAAAGGGCGAGGGCAUUGUCGUGAAACGCGCCGAUAGCCAAUAUGUGACUAAUUCUCGAGCGUCGGACUGGGUCAAGGUCAAACCUGAGUAUGCAGACCAAAUGGGAGAGAACCUUGAUUUGCUUGUUCUUGGAGGCUGGUGGGGAAAAGGUGGUCGCACCGGCAAGAUUUCAUCCUUAUUGCUCGGGCUGCGUGUCCCUCAAGAAGACGAUGGCUCCGGCAAGCUUCCGCAGUUUGAGACGUUUGCAAAGGUCGGGUCCGGGAUGAGCUACGAGGAUUACGAGAGCAAGCAUAAGCAGGACUGGAAACCCUUUGAUCGCAAGAAUCCGCCACCUUGGAUGAAGGUAAGCGCAAUUGGCUUUGAUGAUAAACCCGAUGUGUACAUCGAGCCCGAUAAGUCAUUUGUCAUGGAGGUCAAGGCAUCGGAGAUUGUUGCGUCAGCGACGGGCUAUGGUUGCGGUUACACCCUGCGGUUCCCCCGCUGUCGCUUCAUCUUUUGGGAUCGCUCAAGUCGCGACCAGCCGGCGAGCGAGGCUCACCGCGACCGAGAUAUGUGGAACUGCCUCAGCCUUGAUGAGUUCAAGACGUUGCUCCAAAAUCCCAAAAAGCGGUACAUGGAUGACGAGAAUGGAACGUCGACGCGAAAGAAGCGUAGACUACCGCAAACUCGGAAGAAGGUUGAGUUGUUGUCGGAUUUCAAAGGGCAGAGUCUGCCCGACGACGGUGUCGAAGAUCAUAUCUUCCGCGACAUCACCUUCUUCAUCCCGAAGGAUGCUCCUGGCUAUAGCAAACAGGAGCUCGAGGAGCUUGUAUUCAAGCACGGAGGAGACUACACCCAAGCUCAGCUCGCGGACAACUCUGCCAUCGUCAUCUCAAGUGACAACAAGACACCACGCGUGACUGCCCAGAUUCGCAAGGGGAUCAGUGUCGUGAAGCCGCAGUGGAUCCUUGAAUCCAUCAAACGAAAGCGGCCUAUUCCUCUGCUUAAAGAGCUUCUUGUUUUCGCGUCCGAGGACGCAUCGAACCAGCGCUACUUCAACAUGACUCUGGACGAGAUGGACAAAGUGUCGCUUGUGCGGGACCGCACAGGGUCGGCGUUGAUUCCUGCGUAUGACAGGGACAAUGAGUCCAAGCUCGGGUCUUCUCCCACAAUGGAGCCCUCUCCGCCGCAAAUGUCGCAGACAGAGGAGCGCGCUGCGGCUCGGGAUGCAGAAUGGGGUCUUCAGCAGCCUUCCAGUCACUCCUCUACCGUUAUCGCAUCAGCUGAUUCUGAUGAGGAGACGGAGGACGAACGCCAGGUGUUACGCGAGAAUGACGAAGACGAGGAGGUGUACGACGACGAUGACGGUGAAGAGUACCAGCCAAUGGGUAACGGUGCCGACGACUACGAUGAGGAUCUGAUUUUUACCCACCUCGUCUUCUACAUGGACACAGCAGCCAACGCCGCGCGCAACGGACUAGCGAAGAGCUCACCUCCUGAAGAAGCGACGCAGCGCCUUGUUGAGGCGGAGGAGAAGCUACGGGCCCACGGUGGCCGUGUCACGGACGACGUGGAUGACCCGGCCCUCACGCACAUUAUUAUCGACGACGAUGACUCGAGGCGCUACGUUGAACUUAUGCGGCGCACGGCCAAGCCCAAGCUGAAGCACAUUGUGCUGCCUUCCUGGGUAGACGAGAGUCUAGAUGAGGACACGCUCAUGGACGAGGACUCCCACAAACCCAAGUAG